GGACCAUAAUGGAGGAGCACCGCGGCGAGAUGGCGCGCUGGCUCGACGUCCUCGUCGCCAAGGGAGUCCAAGAACUCGUCUUUGUCAACCGCCCUUGGCCGCUAGACCUGCGCCUCCCGGCCACGCUCUUCAGCUGCUCCUCCCUCACCCGCCUCUAUCUCGGCGUCUGGAGGAUCCCGGACACCGCCGCCGUACCACGCGGCGCCAGAUUCCCCAACCUCAAGGAGCUCGGCCACUGCAUGACUGUCAUGGAGGACCGCGAUCUGGCAUUCAUGCUUGAAAGAAGCCCCGUCCUGGAGUCCCUCAUCAUCAUGGGGAGCCAGACCGGAGUGCGCCUGCGCCUCGUCAGCCAAAGCGUGCGGUGCUUUCAGCUGGGAUAUACCUACUUGGAGGACAUCGAGGUGGUGGAUGCACCUCGCCUGGAGAGGCUCUUCCAGUCGGAUAAUUUUCGCCAGAGCGGGCUCACUGCCCCCAGCAUCAAGAACUGCUCUUCCAAGAUCAAGAUUGGGCGUGCACCUAACCUGCGUGUGCUGGGAUACAUUCGGCCAGGAGAGCAAGAGUUGGGGAUUAGCAACAUCAUCAUCGUGGCUGGAACAAAGGAGAGCAUUGUCCCUAGUGUCCAGAUUUUGGCCAUAGAGGUGCAAUUCGGUUGCCGCAAUUCUGUCAAGAAAGUGCCUGGUUUUCUCAGAUGCUUUCCUAACCUGGGGACCCUCCAUGUCCAGUCCGCACGCAUACCUAAAGAGUCCACUGGCAAGGUGAAUCUCAAGUUCUGGCAGGAGUGCGGUCCCAUCAAAUGCGUACUGCAGAGCUUGAAGAAGGUGUUCUUGUACGAGUUUCGAGGGUCAGAAGUGAAGUUGCUUUCCUCAAGUUCAUCGCGGAGAGAGGUGGGGUGCUGGAGCAGAUGGUGGUUGUGGUGGCCAAGGAAUGUUUCUCUCCGGGAAGUGAUGGUUUGAAUGCCAAGCUGAAGCCUCUGACCAACGCAAAAUGGAACAGCAAAGGUUGCAAACUUGAGCUCUUCAAGAGCCCACUCACUGAUGUGGCAGGUCCAAUUUGCAGCCACCGACAUGCUUCUGACUUCGGGUUUGCUGACCCCUUUGACCUCGAGUUCUACUGCGAAUCUGAAACGAUCUCCGUAAGUUAAUAAGUAGCAGUAUGCCGUGCCUCUUGUGGUGCAAGACUACUGGUAACUAGUUAGACUUUGUGUUGUCGGGAAUGACAGACAGGAGCUAAAAAUACCUGCAUUUCUAUUGGCAAGCUUUCUGCAUGAUGAGGUUGUUUCUUGUUUGUGCCAAGUCAAGACUUAUGUGGCUAAAUGCUGGUGGAAGAAGUAACAGAUCGAAUUAGAUAAAAAAUAUUA
This is a messenger RNA of Triticum dicoccoides, 1357 nucleotides long. RefSeq lists its product as uncharacterized. The coding region runs from base 9 to 953 and encodes 314 amino acids. The transcript is spliced from 3 exons. NCBI's taxonomy places the organism in Eukaryota, Viridiplantae, Streptophyta, Magnoliopsida, Poales, Poaceae. The record is from RefSeq and is a predicted model, not a curated record.